AUGGAGCUAAGCAGUAUAUCAAGAUAUGAAGAAGGUUUAGAGCCUAAUGCUUUGGAAGGAGCUGAUGUGAAAGACAUGAAGCUAGAAGCUGAAGCAGUUGUAGAUGAUAUUCUCUUUGCUAUUAACAACAUGUUUGUCUCAACAAGUCUGUACUGUGCAGAAGAUGUGGCCUAUACCAAUGUGGAAACAAAGGAAAGGAACAGAUAUUGCCUGGAGCUCACUGAAGCAGGACUUAAGGAAGUAGUUUAUGCUUUUGACGAGGUGGAUGAUCAUUUACAGACUCCCUACCACAAAACAGUCUACUCUUUGUUGGAUAUGCUCAGCCCUGCCUACUGGGAAGCAUUUGGAAACACACUCCUUCAAAGACUGGAAGCUUGGUAA
Molecule: messenger RNA, 381 nt
Organism: Nycticebus coucang (slow loris)
Lineage: Eukaryota; Metazoa; Chordata; Mammalia; Primates; Lorisidae
Product: GSK3B-interacting protein-like
Exons: 1
Coding region: 1-381 (126 amino acids)
Biological process (GO): regulation of canonical Wnt signaling pathway
Cellular component (GO): cytoplasm
Molecular function (GO): kinase regulator activity; protein kinase A binding
Source: RefSeq, a predicted model, not a curated record